Messenger RNA from Ictalurus furcatus (blue catfish), 1718 nucleotides. RefSeq lists its product as uncharacterized. Bases 322 to 1710 code for a protein of 462 amino acids. The transcript has 16 exons. The record is from RefSeq and is a predicted model, not a curated record. Lineage: Eukaryota; Metazoa; Chordata; Actinopteri; Siluriformes; Ictaluridae.
GCUCGAACCAGUCUGGCCAUUCUCCUCUGACCUCUCUCAUCAAAAGAUUAGCACAGUGGUAAUAUGGCCGGAGCAAAAUGGCAGCAACUUGGGUUUGAUCGUCAGCUCAGGAGAAACAACAAUUAAUGUGUCAUCAGAUGACCAAAGGGAAUGCUGGGUGAUCCAUCACGUCAGUUUUAACCUAACUUUGUUAUAGACUGGCGUUUGAGGCAAACUUAUUUGCAUUUGUGAAGCACAAAGUGCAUUUGACUUUUAAAUAAACUACAUAAUUCAUUUAGUGAUACACCAAGUGGACAGCUCAGAGUUUAAAGGGUCAAAAAGAUGACGAGGAUGUUGAGCAAGAAAAUGGAGAAUUCACAGAGGCCCAUGCUUCUAUUUUUAGGAUUAUGCAUUUUCUCAUUGCAGUGGAUGCUGACCCAUGAGGAAGUCAAUGUGGCCUUAGGAGGAAUAGAAACACAAUCUUCUGUAUACGAUAACUAUUACCCCGCUUACUUUGCUAUUGAUGGCAACAGAGACUCUAACGCUUAUCACCACUCAUGUACAAACACAAAUUUUGAAUAUAACCCAUGGUGGAGGGUGGAUUUGUUGGUGGUGUAUGAAAUUAGCAGUGUAAUCGUCACUAACAGAGGGGACUGCUGUUCAGAACGGAUAAAUGGUGCUGAGAUUCACAUUGGCAACUCCUUGGUCAACAACGGCAACAAUAACCCCAGAUGUGUCGUUAUCUCUAGCAUCCCUGCUGGUGCCUCUGCAAAUUACGCCUGCAAGAUGAGGGGUCGUUAUGUGAACAUCAUCAUUCCCAAUGUUAUCCAGGCUCUCACGCUCUGUGAAGUGGAAGUCUAUGGGGUUCCAGUGCAUAGUAAGAGGGCAUUUCUGAGACUGAAGUUUAACAGCAGUGAGGAUCUCAUGAACCCUACCGUGAGGGACAAAAUUCUUCAAAAGAUGAUAUCUGCGAAUGUCCAGCCAUCAGUGCUUCAGAUCCGUUGGACAAAGGAACCAGAGGUGGAAACUGAAACUAUGAAGAGCAUGUCGAGCAAGAAAAUGGAGAAUUCACAGAGGCCCAUGCUUCUAUUUUUAGGGAUAUGCAUUUUCUCAUUGCAGUGGAUGCUGACCCAUCAGGAAGUCAAUGGGGCCUUAGGAGGAAUAGCAACACAAUCUUCUGUAUACCUUAACUCUUUCCCUGCUUCCUUUGCUAUUGAUGGGAACAGAGCAUCUAUCUUAAAUUCCUAUUCAUGUACACACACAAAUUGUGACUAUAACCCAUGGUGGAGGGUGGAUUUGUUGGCGGUGUAUGAUAUUAAGCAUGUAAUCGUCACUAACAGAGGGGACGGCUAUACAUAUCGGAUAAAUGGUGCUGAGAUUCACAUUGGCAACUCCUUGGUCAACAACGGCAACAAUAACCCCAGAUGUGUUGUUAUCUCUAGCAUCCCUGCUGGUGCCUCUGCAAAUUACACCUGCAAGAUGAGGGGUCGUUAUGUGAACAUCAUCAUUCCCAAUGUUAGCCAGUAUCUCACGGUCUGUGAAGUGGAAGUCUAUGGGGUUCCAGUGCAUAGUAAGAGGGCAUUUCUGAGAUUGAAGUUUAACAGCAGUGAGGAUCUCAUGAACCCUACCGUGAGGGACAAAAUUCUUCAAAAGAUGAUAUCUGCCAAUGUCCAGCCAUCAAUGCUUCAGAUCCGUUGGACAAAGGAACCAGAGGUGGAAACUGAAACUUAAAGAACGGU